Messenger RNA from Actinia tenebrosa (Australian red waratah sea anemone), 4434 nucleotides. Its product is annotated as pancreatic triacylglycerol lipase. Gene Ontology annotation, biological process: lipid catabolic process. Gene Ontology annotation, molecular function: lipase activity. Lineage: Eukaryota; Metazoa; Cnidaria; Anthozoa; Actiniaria; Actiniidae. The record is from RefSeq and is a predicted model, not a curated record.
AACGUGAGAAAGUGUUUAAACAGAUUAUCUCAGGAUCACAGGGGGCGUGAGAUUUCUCUAAAAAUCUUCUUUAAGACCGUUCUGUUAAUUGUUGGACUCCAACAGUGAACGAACUCACCAAAAUGGAUUUCAAAAAUCUUCGGCCCUUGACAUGGUUCUUUAUCUGGUUUUGUAUUACCCAAGCCGACAAGGUCUGUUAUAAGCGUUAUGGGUGUUUCUCCGAUGAUCCACCAUUCGACGACAUCUACAUGUCCUUGCCUCAGACUCCUGAAGAAAUCAAGACGGAUUUCUACCUCUACACCCCACUCAAUGACCUCCCCUUCGGCGAGAGAUUCACAGCAGAACACGUAGAAGCCGUCAGAAACACUUCGUUUGACCCAAAACUAAGACUUACAGUCAUAGUCCAUGGGUUUACACAGGACGGUUUUAAACCUUGGAUCACGAAAAUCCGUAAAGAACUGAUGAAGAAAGAGAAUAUGAAUAUUAUUGUUGUGAACUGGGAGAUUGGCGCCAGUUUCUUGACCUCGUAUGAUAUAGCUGCAGGCAAUGCUCGACUGGUUGGAGCCCAGCUGGCAGAAUUGAUCAUGGAGCUUUAUAAUCGGUUUAGUUAUAAAUCCAACAAUGUUCAUGUGGUUGGACACAGUCUUGGCGCUCAUGUUGCUGGGUUUGCUGGCACUUUACUGGGCAUGCGCAGUAUGAGACUCAGGAGGAUAACAGGUCUUGAUCCUGCAAGACCAGGCUUUGAUAACGAAUCCCCCGCUGUGAGACUGGACCCGAGUGACGCUGAAUUCGUUGACGUCAUACACACAGACGCACACCCCAAGUUUUUGGAGAGAAGCCUGGGACUUGAACGUAUAUCCGGUCACGUGGACUUUUAUCCAAAUGGUGGCGCGUCUCAACCUGGGUGUAUUUAUAUCAGGAAUUUAGCAGAGGUUCUCAAUGAAAUUCAGAACCUUCAAGAUCAAAAAGUUUCACUGCCCUGGGUGUUCGCUUGUGACCACAAGAAGGUCAUUGACUAUUUUACCUCGUCUAUCAAUCACCAAUGCUCAAGAAAAGCGUUCCCUUGUGAAAGCUGGGAGGCGUUCAAGCAAGGUAGAUGCAUUGAAUGUGAAGGCGCAUGCCCGGAGAUGGGAUACAACGCUGACCAGUACCAUGUUAAUGGCUCACACAAGUUUUAUUUAGCAACUUACGAUGAUGAAGGCCAUUGUGCUCCAAAGCACUACGUGUCAAUAGUCCUGAGCGGGUUGAAAAGCGGUUUCGGUCUGCUUAACUCCAUGGUUAGCAAGAAGAUCAUUAUCAAGCUGAUUGGACAAGAUGACGGGAUGAUCCAGACCAAGUCAAGUUUAAUGGAAUAUACGAGUCAGAUAAGUCGUCUUGUCUUCAGUGAACGUCACCCGGGCUCGUUCAAAUCCAUCGUCUUGUCGUACCAUGGCAGAUAUGUGUACAUCGGUAAAGCUACUGUACGCCACGAGAACAACACCUUUAGGAUGCUCAGAACAGUUGAAGGAUUCAGUUUAUUCAGCCAAAGUGAGACUGACUUCUACCUUUUUACUCCAAGAGGAACAAACGAUGGCGAAAGGAUCAGCGCUAAUUCUCUACACAGCAUCAGAACAACAACAUUUGACCCAAACCUUAGACUUGCAGUUAUAGUCCAUGGCUACUGGCAAAAUCGUUUCAUACCAUGGAUCGGCGAAAUGCGUAGAGAAUUGAUGAAGAGGGAGGAGAUGAAUGUCAUUGUGGUGGACUGGGAAGCCCGCGCAAGUAUGGAGUACCUUGACGCGGCGCGAAAUACACGUGUCGUUGGGCGUCAACUUGCGAACUUCGUAAAAGAGCUUCACUAUCAGUUUCGAUUCAAUUCAACCAAGGUCCACGUAAUUGGACACGGCCUUGGAGCUCACGUGGCUGGGUUUGCAGGGGCUUUUCUACGCAUGCGCAACCACACAAGGCUUGGCCGCAUAACAGGUCUUGAUCCUGCGCAAGUACAUUUUGACGUUGAUUCUCCACACAAAAGACUGGACCCGAGUGAUGCUGAAUUUGUUGACGUCAUACACACAGACGCAGGCUACUAUCUGAAGGGAGGCCUGGGACUAGGACGCAUAUCCGGUCACGUGGAUUACUAUCCAAAUGGUGGCACCUCUCAACCAGGAUGUCCUAGUAUUAAGCAGUUAGCAGACGCCUUUAAGCAACUUCAGAAAUUCAAAGAAGGACCUUCGGCAAUGCCUUGGGUGUUCGCUUGCGACCACAUGAAGGUCAUUAGCUAUUUUACCUCGUCUAUCAAUCACCGAUGCUCAAGAAAAGCGUUUCCUUGUGAAAGUUGGGAGGCGUUCAAGCAAGGUAGAUGCUUUGAAUGUGAAGGCGCAUGCCCGGAGAUGGGAUACAACGCUGACCAGUACCAUGUUAAUGGCUCACACAAGUUUUAUUUAUCAAUCUAUGAUAAAAAAGGCUAUUGCGCUCCUCGACAUUAUGUGUCUGUGGUUCUAAGUGGUUUAAGAAUUGAAAAGCUGGGAUUUUGGUUUUUCGACUCAUUAGUCAACGCGGUGAAGAGCAAGAAAAUUGGGAUCUCGCUAAUCAGCCAUGAUGGCAAGACGAUUCAAACACCUCUGAGUGAGAUAGAAGAUGCCAGUCAAAUCAGUCGUCUAGUGCCGAGUGAUCAUCACCCGAAAUCGCUGAAAGCCAUCGUGUUGACGUAUUCUGGUAGCCAAGACAUAUACAUUGAUAAAGCUACUGUACGUGACGAGAAUAACACCUACACAGCUUGCUUCAACAAAUGGAUUUCUUCAGGAUUUUUCAGUUCAGGCACGAGGCACCGCGUGAGCUUACGAAGAGGUGACCAUGAUUGCUGAUGCAUGAUGGGUAUAAAUACCAAUCAUUUUAUUGACGGCAACCCUUCAACUGUGACGCUAAAAUAAAACUAACCUUGGGCGUAGUGUGCAUUAACUGAAAAUUUGGUCUACUGACUGCUGACCAAGUAGAACGAAGGCUCCGUGAAACAAUAUAAUUAGCUAUUAUUCGCCGAAGGCGAAGUGAAUAUCGGGGAAUUCUCCACAUUCACUGAGCCUGAGGCGAAUAAUUGUUUUAGCAUAUACCAACUUGUGUACAGAGUAACUUAUUUUUAUAUACAAUAAUUCAAUAAAAACAAACAAAAAGAAACUUUUAGUUUGCGUGACAAAUUCGCGCAAGGGAGCACAUUAAAAUUUUGUUUGUGUAAGGAAAGUCAUUGUUCUUGGUUGAUCUAUCCAGCGCGUGCAAUCCAUCUUGUGACAGGCGUUCCUCGUAGUGUUUUGGUUUCGGCCGAUCCGAAUGGCUUACGAUCGUGUAAGGAAGGGAAUGACGAGUGUAAUAGGAGGGGAGUGAAACAGUGGAAAUUUUAUCGUCCUAUGCUUGUAGCAGAUUGCUAUGCACACAGGCGGUUGCUAUGCACAUUGAUGGCUGGAUUACACGAUCAAGUUAGAACGUAAGUACUUUUUCGAAACUAGAAGUCAGCUGAAUUUAUGAAUUUACGUAACAUGAGCGUAUGAGUUUAUGUUCAAGAUGAACUGUCGAGUCACUCGUUUGAAUGUUUUUGAAAUCGUUAAUUUGAAUUUUGAAUUUUUUUACAGAAUAAUCACUAGUUUAUUUUCCGUAUCUAAUGGGGAAGUCGAUCAAAACUACGGAGGCAUAUUAAGUUUACAAGACCGAGUGUAACGAAAAAGGGCUAAAGCCAUGUGAUCAGGCAAACUUUUCAGCAGUAGGAUUAUUCUUUAUUAUGUUCACCAGUUCGUGAGCCGAUUUUUUUCCUAUCACGCCGGCGAAAUAAUGUAUUGUCGAUCCUCAUAUAUUUUGAGCCGCAAUGUCCGUUGAUGAGGUGAUAAAAACACCGCUUGCUCCCUUUCUCAACUCCUUUUAUAUAUAUAUAAUUAAAAAUGAUUUUCCGCUUCCAGCUAUUCCACUAAUAAACACACUAAAACCUUUUUCUACGAUAUUAAAAGCUUUGUUUUGCUCUUCGCUCAAGGACGCCAUUUUGUUUGUUUUCAUCUGUUUGACAUGUCACGUCAUUUUUUUUGAAUUUGUCACGUAAUCCGUUUCUAUAGCUAUAGAUGCUGCUACCAGCAUAGAGCGAAAAAUAUUUUGAUUUUGGAUUGUUUGAUUGGCUGAAAAGGGUCACGUGGUUUACAGUUUCACUCCCCUCCUUUUUUACACGUCGCUCCGCUCCUCGCAAAAUAUUCGUCGGUUUUCGGAGUAAAUUSGCUAGCCCGACUAAAGCAAGGAACGCCUGCCAUGAAGUGUAGCGCGCGCGCGUAAACAAGAACUACAAGGAACGCUUGCUAUAUCUUACAAUACGUGCGAUAAAAUCGAAGAUAAACCAACACAAUCAAAAUUUUAACGUGCUCCCUUGAUUCGCGCAAAACUUUUAGCAAAAGUUUAGCAAAACUUUUAGGCCAUACUUCAUUGCAU